GGUUCCUCUAGAGCACGGAAGUGUUUGUCUGUUUAUCCCCAAAAGGCGUUUUGUCGUAGUAGUAGUAUGACUUCAUCGAAGGUCCUGCUGAUAGCAGCCUUCGGGCUUUUAGCGCAGUGUGUUGCUGGCUACCCCAACAAUGGAGGCUUCAACUUUAACCAGUAUCCUCAGGCGCAGGUAAAUGCCUGGACACAGGCCUGCCGUAGCUUCCAGGCACAAGCGUUGGCCACCCAGGCCCAGCAGAACCAAUUCUUCGCGAAUACGUUCCCAGCGGUGCAGCUACCUCCGUUGCCGUUCGCCGAUGUGUGCUCGCAGGCAGGAUACGGUAGCUUCGGUGGAGCAGGCGGAGUGGCCAGCGCAGGAACCUUCUCCCAUGGUGGUGCUGGUGGCGGUGUGACAUCAUUUAACAAUCGAUUCGGUGGUGAUGAUGGCUACGGUGGUGGUGGUGGUGGCGUGCAGGGAGUUAGUAUCAGCAGCAGCACAAACGGUCACGGUCAGGGUGGUACGGUGGUGUCUCACUACGGAAAUGGAGGAGCUACCACCAACUACAUCCCUCAUGGACAACACCAGUCGAGCUUCAGUAGUGGUGGCAACGGGGGCGGCUUUGCCACCGCGAAUCGCUUCGGAGGAGGCUCCUCCGGCCACGGAGUGAGUGUGUCCAGCUUUGGCAGCAAUAACGGUGGUCAGUUUGCAUCGGCUAACCGUUUCGGUGGAUCAUCCGGUGGCCAUGGCGGUGGUGGUACUACACACUACGUAUCGACCAGCAACGGUGGUGGUACGGUCGGUUCUUAUGGUCCGAAUGGUGGAAGUUUCGCUUCAGCAUCCCGCUUCGGUGGAGGAGGCUCUGGUGGUGGUUAUGGUGGCAAUGGAAUCGCGGUUGGUAGUAGCGUAUCAUCGACCAGCAAUGGCCACGGUGGAGGAUCGGUCCAGACGAGUGUGUACAAGCAGCACUACUAAACGAACGAGCUAAGGCACGGUGCGCCAGCGCCAGAUCGGAGAUGCAAUCGGGUUCUUAAAACUAAGCCAAUAAACA
Anopheles aquasalis is the source of this 1033-nucleotide messenger RNA. RefSeq lists its product as uncharacterized. The record is from RefSeq and is a predicted model, not a curated record. Lineage: Eukaryota; Metazoa; Arthropoda; Insecta; Diptera; Culicidae.